GGUGGGUGGGGGCUUGCUCCUGGUCUGCGGCAGCCUGACCUGCACCGCCCUCGUCGUGAAAAGGGAGAGGCGGAAGCGCAAGGACGCCACCAUCGACCACGCCGUUUUCGACGUCGACAAGAGAUCGCCCCUUAAGGAGGCGGCCACCGCCGCGCGCGGAGAGCUCGCCGCCGAGGCUGCGGACAAUACGUCCUUGCCGCCGACUCCCCGAGAGGACCUCGACCGCAGGGUGUAUGACCUGGAUGCCCUAGCGGAGAUCAUCUCAAGGCCCCUGCCCAACGGAGCCGAGCGGGGCGGCAUGGCAGGCGCGGGCGGGCCCUUCACCCCGACGAGGAACUCGCUCUCCCCGGCGGGCGUCGACUGGGCCUUCCACCCGGCCACGAGGGAGGAGUCCGCCAUGUCGGGGUUGUCCGCCGAGCCGAUGGCCAACAGGGCCCACAGGCACGAUAUGUGGUCCUUGGACAUGGAGCCGGUGGAGCACCCGCCCAGCAGCGCAGACGCGCUCGGAUCGCCGGGGCAGCAGUUCAGCGCCCCGGGGAGCCCGCAGUCUUUCCGGAUGACGCUGUGAGCGACGGCGCGGCCGGGGGCAGGCGGCGGCAUUGCGCUCGGUGCUCAAGGUGCGUCCUCGACCCCCCGCAGCUCGGACGGGGCGGCGCUGUCGCCCCCAGCUGCAAUACGCGCCCGCUUUUUUUACAGCAGCACCGGGGCCUGAUUCUCAAACCCCCCCUUUGCUAUCCCCCCCUUUCGCCCGACCCGAAUAUGGCUCCGCGGCUCCCUGCUCCACCAGUUGGCGAUCGUGCAGAGGGCCGUAGGAAUGCCGGAAUCGCGCGCUGGUCGCGUGGCCCCGACUGCCGGGAGGACGAGUGCACGCGGCCGGUCCCCUCAGCUGCUCGGGAGUCGCUCCCUGGACGGUCCUGGG
Molecule: messenger RNA, 919 nt
Organism: Prorocentrum cordatum
Lineage: Eukaryota; Dinophyceae; Prorocentrales; Prorocentraceae
Source: the annotation of a GenBank genome assembly